Molecule: messenger RNA, 1157 nt
Organism: Prunus mume (Japanese apricot)
Lineage: Eukaryota; Viridiplantae; Streptophyta; Magnoliopsida; Rosales; Rosaceae
Product: putative CCR4-associated factor 1 homolog 8
Cellular component (GO): CCR4-NOT complex
Molecular function (GO): nucleic acid binding; poly(A)-specific ribonuclease activity
Source: RefSeq, a predicted model, not a curated record
CUCUCUCUCUCGCUCUAUCUCUCUGUUGUUCUCUGCUUUCUGCUCUCUACUCUGUGCUCGGUUUCUGCUCUCUACUCCCUGCUCGCUUUCUGCUCUCUAUGCUCUCUGCUCUUUGUUCUCACACUGCUAGUCAUGAAGAUCAGAGGAGUUUGGGCCUACAACUUCCAUCAAGAAUUGUCUCAAUUCGAUCACUGCCUGCACCGCUUCCCCGUCAUCUCUUUCGAUACCGAAUUUCCAGGCUUUCUCCGAGACACUCCCCGAGACGCACUCGAAGAUCAACGUUACGAAGAUGUAAAAUUCAAUGUUGAAUCCCUCAAAUUGCUCCAGUUGGGAUUCACUCUGUCCGACGCCAAUGGCAACAUUGGGGGAACUUGGGAAUUCCACUUGUCUGGGUUUAAUGAGAAAUCUGACCCUCAUGUUGUCGCUUCCAUUUCUCUACUCAAAAGGAACGGUCUUGAUUUUGCGAGACUUGGGCAAUUUGGGAUUUCUGUUGCGGAGUUUGUGUUCGGGUUUCUGCGUGUCCUUAGAAUCCACAGAGGGCUGCAUGAUUUGACAUGGGUUUGCUUUCAUGGCCUUUAUGACCUGGCGUAUUUGCUCAAGCUCUUAACCCAAAAGCCUCUGCCCGAUUCAGUGGUGAUGUUUGCUAAGGCUCUUGGUGUAGUUUUUGGCAUCAUUUAUGACAUCAAGUUUAUGGCUCGCUACUGCAAAGGAUUCUUUGGUGGUGAAAUUGGAUUGGCAAGGGUGGCCAAGCUUCUUGAUGUGGAGCGCUCUGGUGAAGCUCAUCAAGCUGGUUCAGACAGUUUAUUGACUGCUGCUGUGUUCUCCAAGAUGAACGCAACGUUUAGGUCUGUGGCUGGGAUGUCUCAAGGCUGCUUGUAUGGAAUUAGCCCAACAAUCGUGCGAUAUUGGCAGCCCGCUCGUGUGGUUGUUGCUUCUGUGAUCGUCCGUCGCCCUUGCUUUCCUGUUGCAGCACCUCGUGUCUACGGUGCUCGUCUCAUUCAUAGUCCUAUUCUUCCCACUUAUGUACACAUGUAGUUAGUUUUGUAAAUUCUGAUUCUUUGGAGUUGGGGAACAGUCUAGUGACUAACUGGCUAAUCAGUAUUCAUUUUGUAUGUACAACAUUUUUUACACCAAAAGAUUAUAAUACAAUUCUUUAA